Colletotrichum orchidophilum is the source of this 552-nucleotide messenger RNA. RefSeq lists its product as uncharacterized. Bases 1 to 552 code for a protein of 183 amino acids. The transcript has 4 exons. Lineage: Eukaryota; Fungi; Ascomycota; Sordariomycetes; Glomerellales; Glomerellaceae. The record is from RefSeq and is a predicted model, not a curated record.
AUGCGGCUUCCCGUUGCGCUCCUCACCCUGCUCGCCACCCGUUUCGUCGCGGCGAUUGACUUCACCGACUACGACCCGCAGCCUGGCGUGCAGGCCGAGUUCAAAGAUUUUCUCAAUGCUCUCGUAACUCCUGCAGAAGACCCCACCGCCACGACGGCGUACACCGACUUCUUCACGGCAGACGGCAUGCAGACGACACUGAGCAUCCAUUGCGUCGGCGCCGAUGCCAUUACCAAGUGCAAGCAGCGGUUUUUGCCCACUGAUGGGAGCAUGUCGCUUACUCACUUCCCCAACACGACUUUUAUCGCCGAGAACAAUGCCACGGCGACUGUCUACGAGGCACACGGCCGCAUCGAGAACAACUUCAAGGCGGGUAACUGCUCGCAGAUUUAUUACAAGACGCAGUACACGGUCCUCAAGACCACCCAGUCUGUUGAUGCGGCGCCGAAUUUGUCGACGAAGCCUGAGCAUCAGGUGUACUGGUACCACGACUACUUUGUCAACCCGACGGGUGUGCCGUCCGAUAUCCCUUGCGACAGCUUGAAGGCGUGA